AUGACGAUGGCGAUGAGAGCCAGGCAGGCCGUGCUGACAAGCGUCUAUGGCUCUCGAGGGCGAUACCUGCAGUGGAGAAGCGCUUAUGGCUUCUCCACGGGACGACGCCUGCAGACCACUACGCCGCCGUAUCAUGCGCGACUGAUGAGCUCGGACGGAAGGCGAAGCCUGUGGAAGCCGUGGAUACAGGCCAAGGAGGAGGACGAGCUACCGCAGGAGACGCUGAGGUGCUACGUGAAGACGUCGAGCGAUGCAUUCGCGUUGGAGGUAGCGCAUGUGUGCACAUGUUACCUGCAAGUGACUUGCAAUGAAGGGGGCAAGCUCACGUCCGAGAAGUUAGACCAUCUUGGCAUUCGCGUUCAACCCGACUUCUGCUCGGAGGCCCUGGCGUCCAUCGCCUUGCGUGAGGCCAGUGAGGUGCUUGCGGCACACGGGUACUCACAUCACGGGGAUGGGGGGGUGUUGGUCAUGGACGAGAAGAAGGAGGUGAAGAAGAGUCUGGAUAUUGGCAACACGCUACGGGUGACAGGAAGACAAGAGUUUCCCGAGCAGUCAGCAGCGCCAUGGGGAUACGGUGAUGAUUUCAAAGUAGAUAAAGUCCCUCCGGCUCUCAGAGCAAUCUUGGAGUCCAUCCAGGACUCUCGAGCUUUCUGCGUCGGUAAGCCGCGAGACCUGACCAUCAACCGGAGGACCAACGGCUUCUUCAAGCUCGACCCUCAUCUCGAUCCUCUGCAGGAUGGCGAAAACGUGUUCAUCCUCAACCUGCUCUCCAACUCUGUAAUCACCUUCGUCCCCCCAGGGGAGUUUCAGCGCAAGGACCCCGUGCAGAUCGCGCUCAAGUCGUGGACGGAUCAGGACGUGGACGUGCUCGUGAAGCAUCGCACCCUUGUGCUCUUCUCCGGUCUUUCGAGGAACUCUUGGCGACAUGCGAUCAGGACAGGCUUGCAGGUCGAGAUCGCCGGGGGGCAGGAGGUCUUUUGUGACUGGUGGGGGACACCCAAGAAUCUGGUUCGAAGAUCCAAUGACCGCAUUUCUUUGGUUUUUGCUUUUGGGGAAAAGACUUGCAACCAAUCUUGUGCAUGA
This is a messenger RNA of Guillardia theta CCMP2712, 1083 nucleotides long. RefSeq lists its product as hypothetical. Bases 1 to 1083 code for a protein of 360 amino acids. The transcript is spliced from 2 exons. The record is from RefSeq and is a predicted model, not a curated record. Lineage: Eukaryota; Cryptophyceae; Pyrenomonadales; Geminigeraceae.